This is a messenger RNA of Arabidopsis thaliana (thale cress), 1434 nucleotides long. Its product is annotated as Peroxidase superfamily protein. Gene Ontology annotation, biological process: hydrogen peroxide catabolic process; response to oxidative stress; cellular oxidant detoxification. The transcript has 4 exons. Gene Ontology annotation, cellular component: extracellular region. Gene Ontology annotation, molecular function: heme binding; lactoperoxidase activity; peroxidase activity. NCBI's taxonomy places the organism in Eukaryota, Viridiplantae, Streptophyta, Magnoliopsida, Brassicales, Brassicaceae. The record is from RefSeq and is marked reviewed. The coding region runs from base 122 to 1114 and encodes 330 amino acids.
CCACUAUAAAUAUAUAUACACACACAAUUCUCAAACUAUUAAACGCAACAAAUCAAAAGUAAUAAUCCAAAUUAUAUAUACAUAUAUGCACCAUUUGGUUAAAAACUAAGAAGAAACCAAAAUGAGAAGUUUUACUAAUUUAAAUCCUUGCUACGUUCUCUUACCGUUCUUCCUUGUCCUAGCCACGAAUGCAACACAUACAAACAAUUUCCUCCCAAGGCCACGGACUGGGUAUUACGGUAGUGCAUGCUGGAAUGUAGAAUCGAUAGUUCGGUCCGUGGUUGAGUCUAACUAUCUUGCUAAUCCAGCCAAUGCUCCAGGCAUUUUGCGUAUGCACUUUCACGAUUGUUUCGUUCAAGGCUGUGACGCCUCCGUUCUCCUAGCCGGACCUAACUCUGAGCGAACGGCGAUUCCAAAUCUAUCGUUGAGAGGGUUUAAUGUCAUUGAAGAAGCUAAGACUCAGCUUGAGAUCGCUUGUCCUCGAACAGUCUCUUGUGCUGAUAUCCUCGCACUCGCUGCACGUGACUUCGUCCAUUUGGCCGGUGGACCAUGGUGGCCAGUUCCAUUGGGGAGACUCGAUGGCCGAAUUUCUCUAGCCUCGAAUGUCAUUUUGCCGGGACCUACCGACUCCGUUGCCGUGCAGAAGCUGAGGUUUGCCGAAAAAAAUCUUAAUACCCAAGAUCUCGUUGUCCUUGCUGCUGGACAUACGAUAGGAACGGCCGGAUGUAUUGUGUUUAGGGACAGAUUCUUCAACUACGACAACACAGGAAGUCCGGACCCAACCAUCGCCCCGAGUUUUGUCCCUCUGAUCCAAGCUCAAUGCCCUCUGAAUGGUGACCCCGCGACUCGUGUAGUGCUGGACACGGGAAGUGGUGACCAAUUUGAUACGUCGUACCUUAACAACUUGAAGAACGGUCGAGGUCUCCUCGAGUCUGAUCAGGUCCUAUGGACUAAUCUCGAGACCCGACCCAUCGUGGAAAGGCUUCUAGGACUACGGUUUCCGUUUCUUAUUUUCGGACUGGAGUUCGCGAGGUCCAUGACCAAGAUGAGUCAAAUCGAGAUCAAGACGGGUUUGGAUGGGGAGAUUCGUAGGGUUUGUUCUGCGGUUAACUAAUUAAUAUAAGAUUAAUUAACCAUUACAAUAUGAUAUAAAGUAAUGAAUAAAAAUGGAGAUUAUAUAGACUCUCCAGCUUUUAAUAAUAAACCAGCUAGUUUAACAUUUUCUUUUAAUGUGACUAAGAGGUUUAAUUACGACGAUGUGAGUGUGAGGGAAUACGUGUUUAAAUCACACAUAAGAAAAAAGAAAUCCUAUGUAAUUGUAAUCUCUUAAGAAAAUUUAAAAUAAGCUAUAUAUGUGUAAUACUGAAAUUCUCCUACUUUAGAAUAUUUUAUGGCUUUUUUUUUUUUUUAAUUCAAUAAAGGAUGUAAUGAAAA